GAAGCUGAUCAGCUUCAUUUCGUCAUUUCUCUCAGUUCUGUUAUGACAAAAUUAAAGCCCCUUUCCCUCGACUCCUGGUCAAGUUAGUUUAAUCCGAAGUUAUAGUCAUCAUCGGUAACUUCUCGGUAAAUGUUGAUGAACGACACCUAACAGAUGUGGAGACAGCAGGUCCAGCAGCACCUGGAUGCAGAGGAGGACGAAAUGUCGGAGGUUUUUGGAAGUAGAGAUGCUCUUGAACAGGAAAAAACUGGAAGAAGCCAAAUCUUAGAUGCAGUUUUCAGUCCCAACGAUGAACUGCGUAUAAUAGUGGUUCCUGCAGAUGUUAAGGAGUUGGUGCAGAUUAAAGAAGAAGUGCCUGUGGACCAGCAGGACCCAGAACUCAUCCACAUAAAAGAGGAAGAGGAGGAACAGUGGACCAGUCUGCAGGGAGAGCAGCUCAGUGUGAAGGAGGAGACAGAUGUUACCAGCUUUUCAUUCACUGCAGUUCAUUUGAAGAGUGAAGAUGAUGAAGAGAAACCUCUGUUCUCACAGCUUCAACACCAAGAUGAAGUCAGCGAUCUUCUGACCAGCAGCUCAGCUGACCACAUGGAAUCAGCAACUGGUGGAGGGUCCUGUGGAGGAGCAAAAACUACAAAAAAUCCAGAUCUAAAUAGUUGUGAAGACAAUUCUGACUCAUCAGAAACUGAAGUCAGUGAGGAUGAUGAUGUGAAUAAUCCUGACUCUCACGAGAAACACUUAUCAGACUGUAGGUCAAAAACUGAAGACACUGAUAAAAACUGGGAGUUUUUUUCCAGCAGCAUCCCUGAGUUAGAUGGAAGUGCUGUGGACAAAAAUGGACAGAAGCCAUUUUCAUGUGAUCUGUGUGAACAAAGGUUUACCAGAAAGGGCAAUUUAAAAACACACAUGAUUAUCCACACAGGACAGAAGCCAUUUUGUUGUGAUCUGUGUAAACGAAGGUUUUCUGAAAAGAGCAGUUUAAAGAAACACAUGAGAAUCCACACAGGACAGAAGCCCUUUUCUUGUGAUCUGUGUGAACAAAGGUUUUCUCAAACCAGCAUUUUACAGAAACACAUGAGAAUGCACACUGGAGAGAAACCAUUUUCUUGUGAUCUGUGUGAACGUAGGUUUUUUGAAAAGAGCAGUUUAAACAAACACAUGAUAAUCCACACAGGACAGAAACCCUUUUCUUGUGAUCUUUGUGAAAAAAUGUUUACCCGAAAGAGCAAUUUAAGCAAACACGUGAGAAUCCACACUGGACAGAAACCCUUUUCUUGUGAUCUUUGUAAACAAAAGUUUACUCAAAAGUGCCAUUUAAAAGCACACAUGAGAAUCCACACAGGACAGAAGCCAUUUUCUUGUGAUCUGUGUGAACGAAGGUUUACCAGAAAAGGUAGUUUAAUUAGACACACAAGAAUCCACACAGGACAGAAGCUCUUUUCUUGUGAUCCAUGUGAAAAAAGGUUUACCGGAAAGAGCAAUUUAAGCAAACACAUGAGAAUCCACACUGGACAGAAGCACUUUUCUUGUGAACUGUGUAAACAAAAAUUUACCAGAAUGGGUAGUUUAAAUAGACACAUGAGAAUCCACAUUGGGGGAAAAAGUCAUUUGAAAUAACUCAAAGGCAUGAAGUAGCACAGUAGGAAAAAUCUACUUUAUACAUGUAUACUUACACACAUAUUGUAAAGUUCAUCAUAAUAACAGACUGCUGCCGUAAGUUUGUAAGAAACUUUGAUGUACCUAAAUUCUGAAUUAAUAAAAACAAUAUUUUCUACAUA
Nematolebias whitei (Rio pearlfish) is the source of this 1775-nucleotide messenger RNA. RefSeq names its product zinc finger protein 501-like. The record is from RefSeq and is a predicted model, not a curated record. Bases 154 to 1614 code for a protein of 486 amino acids. Gene Ontology annotation, cellular component: nucleus. Lineage: Eukaryota; Metazoa; Chordata; Actinopteri; Cyprinodontiformes; Rivulidae. The transcript is spliced from 2 exons.